GAAAGAGAGAGAGCGAGUGCGAGGGGGAAAGAACCAUAGGAAAGGCAAGGGGCCGACCGGGACUCCACGUUCGGAUGAAGAGCAGCAUUUGGGUUUUCAGUGUCUUUAGUGGUGUGUACUUACCUAAAUGCUGUGGGCAGCAGCAGUGAAGGAGCUGGCACCAGUACAGAUUUGGACGGCCAUAGGCCAUGGCAACAGCAAGAAACAUAGAGUCAUCAGCCCCACCGCUUUCCCUGGAGUCCCUGGUGCAGCAGGCAAAUGUAGUUCACCUUCCAAAUAGCAAGCUGUCAUCCCUCAGCAUCGAACCAGAGGAUGGGGGUUUCAAGGAAAAGUUUGUGCUGAAACUGGAAAACAAGUACAAAUGUGAACAUUGUCGUCUUGCACUCUGCAACCCCAAACAGACUGCUUGUGGCCACAGAUUCUGUGAAAGCUGUGUAAGGAAAAUUCUUGGGAGUCCGAAGCCAGUUUGCCCAGUUGAUAAUGAGUCUUUAUGUGAGAAUACGGUUUUUAAGGACAUGUGCUGUAAAAAAGAGGUUCUUGCACUUCAAAUCUACUGUAGGAAUGAGAUAAAUGGCUGUCAGAAACAGCUACCUCUCGGAAAGCUUGAGGGCCACUUACUUGAAUGUCCUUAUCAGGAAGUCCGAUGUGCACGAAGGGGAUGCACGGAAAUGGUGCAGAGGAAAGAUUUAGCUGACCAUUUAAAUUCAAGCUGUAAAUAUCGGGAGCAAACCUGUAAAUACUGCAGGAAUGAAAUCACUAUUGCAGAAUUAAAAAAACAUGAAGACUUUGACUGUCCGUCAUUCCCAGUGCCAUGCCCUAAUAAGUGCAAUGCUUAUAUUCUGAGGGGAGAGUUAAAUAACCACCAGUUGCAGUGUCUUAAUGUGGUUUUGCCUUGCCCUUUCUCCAAGUACGGAUGUAACUUCCAAGGAACACACCAGGAACUUAAAGUGCAUGAAGCCGAUACUAUGGCUCAACAUUUGAACUGUGUGCUGAUGCAGAACGGAGAUCUCGAAAAUACGGUUUUCGAGCUGCAGAACAAAUUACAAGAAAAGUCUAAAACUAUUGAUAUUAUGGCAGCUCAGAUAAGCCACUUGGAGAAAGAACAAAGUAAAUUAGCACAGCUCGCAAGUAAGAAUGAAAGUCGACUCGGGCACAUGCAGAGAAUGUUAGCUAGUCAGACGGAUAAAUUGAUGAACAUUGACCAGGCAUCACAACAGACCUACCAGAAGCAGGAGGAAUCAGUUAAAGAGGUGAAAGCUUUGGAAGAAUCUGUAAACCAGCUGCAAAUCCAAUUCCGACAGCUUGAAUUGUCUGGCAGAACUGGUGGGACGGGCACAGGAGCGGCGAGCCUGACUGCAUUAGAUAACCAAGUAAAGAGGCAUGACAGCCUACUCAGUGUCCACGAUGUGCGGUUAGCAGAUAUGGACCUACGGUUUCAAGUGCUCGAAACUGCAAGCUACAAUGGAAAACUGAUUUGGAAAAUCCGAGAUUACACACGCCGAAAACAGGAGGCCGUCAGCGGAAAAACAUUGUCCUUAUAUAGCCAGCCAUUUUACACAGGAUACUUUGGCUACAAAAUGUGUGCUCGAGUUUACCUCAAUGGAGAUGGUAUGGGCAAAGGAACUCACUUAUCGUUGUUUUUUGUCGUUAUGAGGGGAGAGUAUGAUGCACUGUUACCGUGGCCCUUUAAACAAAAAGUAACGUUGAUGCUGUUAGACCAGGCACCGGCGAAUCGCCAUUUAGGUGAUGCCUUUAAGCCAGAUCCCAACAGUAGUAGUUUUAAGAAGCCAGUAGGCGAGAUGAAUAUUGCUUCAGGCUGCCCGCUCUUUGUUGCACAGACUGUCUUGGAAAGUGGGACAUAUAUUAAAGAUGACACUAUCUUCAUAAAAGUAGUUGUUGAUACCUCAGAUUUGCCAGACCCAUGACCCAUUAAUGUGUUAAACAUGAGGGGAAUUACAAUUACAGUGCAGGAUCUGUAUCAGUGGAGUACAGUGUCGUUGAUUUUCAACGGAAGGACAUUCCUCCCAGCUGGUCGCCAAGAGCUUGAGCAGUUCACCUGACCAUCUGAAGCACAAGAACUUUACCUCUCACGACAAAAGAGGUUAUACUGGAAUGACACCAAUAACUUUAUAAUAUUAAUAUUUGGUGGUAAUUGUUCAUUCUUUGGGGUACUUCAGGAGCGGUGUUAAAUACAGGGUAUCCUGAAGUAAUGACUGACAGCAUUGAUUGUCCAAUUAAACUUGGAGUUGUAGUUGGAACAAUGAAAA
This is a messenger RNA of Carcharodon carcharias (great white shark), 2267 nucleotides long. RefSeq names its product TNF receptor-associated factor 3 (gene traf3). Bases 189 to 1925 code for a protein of 578 amino acids. The transcript has 12 exons. Gene Ontology annotation, cellular component: plasma membrane signaling receptor complex. The record is from RefSeq and is a predicted model, not a curated record. Gene Ontology annotation, biological process: positive regulation of JNK cascade; innate immune response; tumor necrosis factor-mediated signaling pathway. NCBI's taxonomy places the organism in Eukaryota, Metazoa, Chordata, Chondrichthyes, Lamniformes, Lamnidae. Gene Ontology annotation, molecular function: zinc ion binding; tumor necrosis factor receptor binding.